AUGGGGCCGAACGUGCUGGGUAAACUGGGCCUUCUGCCGGCCUCGAGGGCGCAGGCUGCGACUGGGAGCGUUUCGCCCGCUACAGAAGAUGGCGCCUGUCAUGACGUCGAGUGCGCCGCCCCCGCGUGCGGCCCCGAGAACGACGCCGGGCGGCGCUGCACGCCGGGCCCGCCUGCGCGCCACGCAUGCGCGAAGGCCCAGCAGGCCAGCCACCGUCUGGCCGGACUCUUGGCGGCAGGACCGCCACCUGGCCUGUGCUGCGACGACUCCGCCUACUUCUAUGCGAAGCAGCACGCCUUCGAGGAGCAAUACGCCUUCGACGAGCAGCAGGCGUUCACGGAGCACUUCGCCGAAUUCGGCCACUGCGAGUUCGUCGCGGACGCCGUCCCCAGCCACCUGGGCGAUGGCCUCACCACCGCUCCCGCACAUCGAGGCCAUGAUGGCGCUCAGCUGUUCGCUCCGAAGGACGACAUCGAGCAGCAGGCCUCUGGCAAGAAGUUCAUUAACGAGGAGGCGGGAGACAACCAGGCGCCCGCCAUCUCCGACGGGGAGCCUGUGGCUUCUCAGCUGCGCUUCGACUCCGCUUCGCCGAAGCAGGACUCGUUCAAGGAGCCCAGCGGCGACCCCCAGCAGCUCGACGAGAUUCUGAGGCAGUACCCCCAGCUGGACUUCGUGCGGGCCCUCAAACCCAUGGAGCGCGAGCUGGCCGUUAAGGAGCUCAUGGCAAUGGUGCCGACCGAGAGCACCGAUGUGCAAGAUGACCUGCCCACCGUGGACAGAGAGGGGCUGAACGACACCACUUGCGAGAACCAGGUGUGCAUCGACCUACAGAGGCCCGAUCUGGGUGGGGCCGACAAGGAGGUCAUCGACUGGCGUACCGAGGCGGAUGAGGAGCCGCUGGAGCAGCCCGUCGUGGAGGCUUUGGACAAGCGCGUCGAGGACCACCUGCUCAGCGACAACAAGGAGCUGAGCGACACCGCCUGCGGGAUUCUCGAGCCCGCGAAAAAGGACGCCGUCGACCCGUGCGGCGAAACGGCCAUGGAGCAAACGGCCCUCGUGUGCGAUACCACUUGCGAGGACCAUCAGUAUCAAUGGAGAGUAUGUGGCUUAAAUGGCGAAUGGGAGGACUUCACCUCCUGUGGCAAUGUCAGCGAUGAUGAGGCGUUGGAGGCCAGAUACCAAAGGCUUCUGUCUGGUCGCAGCGACGCCAAGAUUAAGAUGAAGCUGAAGACGCACCUGUUCAAAAUGGACUUCCGCAACAUGAGCUUGAGGGCCGUCACCAGGAACGGCCUCGGCGCCCGACUGCGGCUCUGCAGAGAUCUGCUGUAG
Messenger RNA from Prorocentrum cordatum, 1329 nucleotides. NCBI's taxonomy places the organism in Eukaryota, Dinophyceae, Prorocentrales, Prorocentraceae. The record is from the annotation of a GenBank genome assembly.